CAAAGUUGAUAUCUCAGAUCGAUAUUAAUAUCCAUAGCUUUCAAGUAAAUUCUCGGAGUUGUUCAUUGCACUAUGGAUUUCUUUGAGCAACGAUACUACGUAUUAAAUAAACGUUUCCUGUCUUAUUUUGGUAUGUGGCCAUUAGACAAUUCUAUAAAAAGAACAACUGAUAUGGAUGCUUUCAUUGAAUGCAUACCCCCUAUACUGGUGAUUAAUUGUUCUAUGAUAAAAGCAUUUAAUGUUGGUUAUCAUAUGAAUCAUUUUCAAAUGCUUUUAAAACAUAUCGAAAAAGAUUGGAAAGGUUUAACGGAUGUUAAAGAAAUGGCAAUUCUUUCAACAUAUUCUGAAUCCGGCCGUAAAUUAACAAUAUGGUAUACGUUUUACAUAAGUUUGACAACUGUAUUAUAUUUAUCAUUGCCUUUAUCACCGGUCGUUCUUAACAUUGUAUCACCGUUAAACGUGUCACGAAAAAUGGAGCUUCUUUUUUGUACGGAAUAUUUCGUAGAAGAAGAAAAUUACUUUAAUGAAAUUUUAUUCUACGAUUAUGCAAUUACAAUAUUAGUAGUUGCAGUUUUAAUUGCAACAGACUCACUGUAUAUAGUAUAUUCAGAACAUGCUUGCGGUAUAUUUGCGAUUUUAUCCUAUCGAUUAAAUAAUGUAGGUAAAUGCAAGAAUGUCGACGAAAGAUAUGACAACAAUGUGUUUAAUAAAAAAAAGUAUUAUAGUUACGAUGAGAUACAGGAUGAACAAAAUUAUCAAGAGCUUUCGUUUUGUGUCAAAAGACAUAAAUAUGCCAUUGAAUACGUUGGAUUACUCCAAACAUGUUACGCAGAAUCUUUAAUGGCGUUAUUAUUAAUUAAUGUAUUAGGCAUAAGCAUUACAGGAGUUCAAACUAUAAUCAAUAUAAAUAGUUUGUCAAGUGUAUUUAGAUUUGGUUUUUUAACGCUAGGUGAAGCAUUUCAUCUUUUUUUCUUAACACUACCGGGUCAAAGGAUAAUUGAUCACAGUCUUAAGGUAUUUGAAGAUUGUUAUGAGUCAUAUUGGUAUGCACUUUCCACGAAAGGCAGAAAAACACUUGGUUUAAUAUUAUUACGUAGUAUGACACCGUGCCAAUUAAUGGCUGGUGGAUUAUAUUCUAUGACAUUAGAAAAUUUUGUUUCGUUAGUUCAAACGGCUAUGUCUUACUUUACGGUAUUAUCAUCAGUACGAUAAAAUCGUAUAAUUUCUACAUAAAAGUGCAACCAUAAGCAAAUUUAGAGCCAUC
Molecule: messenger RNA, 1264 nt
Organism: Polistes dominula (European paper wasp)
Lineage: Eukaryota; Metazoa; Arthropoda; Insecta; Hymenoptera; Vespidae
Biological process (GO): sensory perception of smell; detection of chemical stimulus involved in sensory perception of smell
Cellular component (GO): plasma membrane
Molecular function (GO): olfactory receptor activity; odorant binding
Source: RefSeq, a predicted model, not a curated record